Molecule: messenger RNA, 1748 nt
Organism: Ipomoea nil (Japanese morning glory)
Lineage: Eukaryota; Viridiplantae; Streptophyta; Magnoliopsida; Solanales; Convolvulaceae
Exons: 7
Coding region: 436-1440 (334 amino acids)
Biological process (GO): intracellular protein transport
Cellular component (GO): endomembrane system
Molecular function (GO): GTPase activity
Source: RefSeq, a predicted model, not a curated record
UUGGUUCAACAUUUUUUCCUCAUCAGAUUUGCUUCUCAACAUUUGUUGAUCAAUUAUCAUUUAAUCCCGCAGGCACAUUUCAUUAUAUGCGAAUCUAUCUAUAUGCAUAUAUAAUUUAACUUCAAGAGUUUUCAAUCAAGGCCAUUCAGUUCAGAUCUUCGUAUGUAGGAAAAACCGUUUUUUUAGACUACUCUUCGACCCAUCCGGGGAUUUUCUGGAGGACAGAUCCACCACUGAAGUUGUGAAAUUGAUCAGUUCAGAAUCUUGUGUUGGAGAAACUCAAGUCUUGAUGCGUAUUAUUGGGUGGUGAUUGAAGGGGGUUAGUGUUGAUCCAUUGCUGGUGUGCGAUAUGGGUUUUGGGUUCAAAGUCGAAGGAGCCUUUUGAUGAACUUUUCUUGUUUGUGUUUAUAGUUGAGGUUUCUUGAGCAGGAGAAUAUGUUUUGGAGGGAAAGGGAGCGGGAGAGCAAAGUGCAGAAUGGCGGUCCGCCUUGUGGACAGGUCAGGGUGCUUCUUGUUGGAGACUCAGGUGUGGGAAAGACCUCUCUUGUUCAUCUGAUUAUGAAAGGCUCUUCCAUUGCUCGCCCUCCUCAAACAAUUGGUUGUUCAGUAAGUGUGAAGCAUAUUACUUAUGGGAAUUCUGGUAGUUCAUCAAGUGGCUCCCAAAACGACAGUGAAAGAGACUUUUUUGUUGAGCUUUGGGAUAUAUGUGGACAUGACCGAUACAAAGAUUGCCGAUCUCUAUUCUACUCUCAAAUCAAUGGUGUUGUUUUUAUCUACGAUCUCUCUCAAAGAAGGACAAAGUCAAGCUUGAACAAGUGGGCUGCAGAAAUUGCAGCCACAGGAACCUUCUCAGCUCCUCUAGCUUCCGGAGGUCCUGGUGGCCUUCCAGUUCCUUACAUUGUCAUUGGCAAUAAAGUGGAUAUUGCAUCAAAAGAGGGCACUAGAGGGAGCAGUGGAAAUCUUGUUGAUGUAGCUCGGCAGUGGGUUGAGAAGCAGGGUUUUCUGCCAUCAAGUGAAGAACUUCCAUUGACUGAAAGUUUCCCUGGCAAUGGAGGCAUUUUUGCGGCUGCUAAAGAAGCAAGAUAUGACAAGGAAGCUUUGCAGAAAUUUUUUCGCAUGUUGAUAAGGAGGAGAUACUUUUCGGAUGACUUGCCCGGAAGCCCUUGGACUACCUCAGUUCACAAACCAUUGCAGCGGAGUGAAAUAUCAAGUGAUGAGGAUAACUCAUACAAGAGUUCAAGUUCAAGUUUCAUUGCGGACCCUUAUAAAUACAAUGCACUCCCUCCCCUACCAGCACAACGUAAUCUCACGCCACCUCCCACGCUUUAUCCGCAGCAACCAAUGUUAACUCCCGAUAAUUAUAGCAUCCCCAGAUUCGCUUUGACAAGCUCCCAAGAAAUCAGCAGCACCAGAUCUAAGCGUACAGAUAUUAAUGUUUAAUGAUCUUGAUUCUUUUAGUCACAUCAUAGAGUACAUCUUCAAAGUUGGCUUAUAUUGGUCUUUAUGAUGAUAUUGUUAUUCUGUAAAAUGUUCUCUUAGAGCUUUAACUCAUCAAAGUGUUCUUUUUCAGUGUGAAAAGUAUGAUAUGAUGAUAGUCCACCCUGAAAAACAGUUCAGUGUCUUGCAAACUUCAUUAAAAUUUCCUCUUCUUUUCAGUGGCAAGGGAAUUUGGGUUUUCUUGUGGGAUUUGUCUUACGGACCACAAUUCUAUUGGAUUGAAUAUUGAAUUUAUAAUCUUUUGGUUAGAG